AUGUCUGACGAAGACAUUGAUUCAAAUAAAUACAGCAAAUUGCGAGGUAUCUAUAAGUACUACAUCGAUUCAUACAAUGCAUUGUAUCAGCUAAAAACUGGAAAAGACGAAGAAUUAAACGAGAUUUACAAAAUGAUCAAAACAGAAUUGAUUGAUUCAAAGAAAUAUCCACCUAAUAGGAUCAUAGAAGAUAUUUCAAAUAUCAUUCCGUAUAAUAAUCGCUAUACAAAGUCAUACUUAUCUCUUGCCAAACUUAUAUAUGAUGAUUAUCAUGUCCAAGCGGUCAAUAAUGUUGCGUAUAUCUUUAAAUACUUAUUUUACAAAGAAUACGGUAUUAAAUUAGGCAAAUAUGAUUUCGAAGAUGAGGAUUUUAUAAUUAAUAAUCUGGAUAUUCAUGCAGAAAAUACAAUUUACAGAGCAAUUAUGAAUAAUGACUUAGAAACAUUCAUCACAUUCACAGAAAGAGAAGGAUUUGAUGGAUGUCAAAGACUUAAAAGCGAUUUAUAUCCAGAUUCUGAUGAAAGAUAUUCAUUACUUGAAUUAUGUUGUUACCAUGGAGCAGUUGAUUGUUUCAAAUUUUUAAGAACGAAAUUUGACAAAGAAAUAUCUUAUACAUGUCUAGCAUUAUCAUUUUUAGGAGGAAAUCCCGAGAUCAUGAGUGAAUGUUUGAAAUAUCAAGAACCAAACAAUAAUUGCAUGAUAUAUGCAAUUAUUUCACACAACAUUGAUUUUGUUACAUUCUUGAUGAAUGAAUACAAUAUGGAGAUUGAUUUAUGUGAUUGUGGAAAUUACAAUAAUCUUGAAUCAUUUUUAGUUUAUUUGGAUCAAACUAAUGAUAUUAACAAAUGCUUUGCUUAUUCAUGGAUGUUUAAUAUUCCAUCCUUUUGCGAAUACUUCCUUUCACUUGGUGCAAAUAUCAAUGAAAAUGAUGAAAAUAGAGAAAUGGUUCUUCAUAAUGCAGCAAAAAAUAAUUAUAAAGAAAUAGUCGAACUUCUUCUUUCACAUGGUGCAAACAUCAAUGAAAAAGAUGAAGAUGGGAAAACCGCUCUUCAUUAUGCAGCAAGUGAAAAUGGUAAAGAAGCAGCCGAACUUCUUAUUUCACAUGGUGCAAACAUCAAUGAAAAAGAUGAAGAUGGGAAAACCGCUCUUCAUUUUGCAGCAGAGAAUAAUCGUAAAGAAACAACCGAACUUCUUCUUUCACAUGGUGCAAACAUCAAUGAAAAAGAUGAAGAUAGAAGAACUGCUCUUCAUGAUGCAGCAUAUACUAAUAGUAAAGAAACAGCUGAACUUCUUCUUUCACAUGGCGCAAACAUCAAUGAAAAGGAUGAAGAUGGAAAAACCGCUCUUCAUCAUGCAGCAGAGAAUAAUCGUAAAGAAACAACCGAACUUCUUCUUUCACAUGGUGCAAAAGAAUAA
Messenger RNA from Trichomonas vaginalis G3, 1416 nucleotides. Its product is annotated as ankyrin repeat and SOCS box-containing protein 4 family. The record is from RefSeq and is a predicted model, not a curated record. The transcript has a single exon. Lineage: Eukaryota; Parabasalia; Trichomonadida; Trichomonadidae. Bases 1 to 1416 code for a protein of 471 amino acids. Gene Ontology annotation, molecular function: protein binding.